Molecule: messenger RNA, 2469 nt
Organism: Glossina fuscipes
Lineage: Eukaryota; Metazoa; Arthropoda; Insecta; Diptera; Glossinidae
Gene: cwo
Product: transcription factor cwo
Exons: 6
Coding region: 237-2324 (695 amino acids)
Biological process (GO): regulation of neurogenesis; regulation of circadian rhythm; anterior/posterior pattern specification
Cellular component (GO): nucleus
Molecular function (GO): protein dimerization activity; DNA-binding transcription factor activity, RNA polymerase II-specific; RNA polymerase II cis-regulatory region sequence-specific DNA binding
Source: RefSeq, a predicted model, not a curated record
AAAAUCAAGAUUUACGGAAAAACGUGAUUUAGAAAAAGCAAAAAAACAAAAAAAAAAAAAGAAAUAAAAAGCUACUGAUUACGUGAGCUUUACAUAAAUGCAGUAAACGUCACGUUUUCAGCAACAUUAUUAGCAUCUUUACAAUCGGCCCCACCGACAUUCUGCUACAUAUAUUUUAUCUGCUGGUUAUUAAAAAAAAAAUAAAUAAUAUCAUCAUUCCGCCGCAACAGCAGUUAAUGUUUAAAGCGUUUACGCUGCCCACAAAAAUAAUAAAUAAAAUUUCCAGUGAAUAUUCGCAAAUUCCUAAAAUUGUUAACAUCAUCGCAACGACCAACAACAACACUAUCAUCAUUAUUCCACAACAGCGUAACAACAUUAUUGAGAGCAAAGUUGUUAGGCGCCAUAAAAUUAAAGACAAAGUAAUGGAACCGUAUUGGAGCGACGCAAAUGGACAUGCUCCGCAUUCGGUGAAGUAUGAGAGUGCUUUUACUUACUUGGCAAUACGCUAUUUCGACGGUGAAGCAGCUGUGUCGAGUUUUCCUUAUUGCACAGAAUCUAGUUUAAAUUUUUCUACAAACGCGACCGGCUACAGCGAGGAUGAUGCAGAAUAUGCCAACGGAAGACGUAAUAAAACUUCGAGGCAAGAUCCAUUGUCACAUCGGAUCAUUGAGAAGAGACGACGCGAUCGGAUGAAUUCAUGUUUGGCCGAUCUGUCACGCCUAAUCCCACCGCAAUAUCAACGUAAAGGGCGUGGUCGCAUCGAGAAAACGGAAAUUAUCGAAAUGGCCAUAAGACAUUUGAAACAUUUACAAAGCGAAUGCCUGCAGAAAGAGAACGAAUACCGUAUGGGCUAUACCGACUGUAUGAAGGAGACCGCAAAAUUCUUAUACGAUAGUCAAAUGCAAGAGUUCUGUUAUCGUCUAUUAGCCCGUUUACAAGAACAUUGUGACGAGAUCAUGAAAAGUGAAUGUUUUAGAAGUCGCAGUUGUCACGUGGCCGAUAAUGUUAGCGCUUCGAGUGGCAGUCCGCAUCAAUCAUUUCAUACAGCUCCGCCUUUAUGCCAGUUACGUGACAUAUUGGGUGCUUCGGAUAUUGAGCAUAGUAAUGAUCACAAUGAUGUUAAAGAUCUUAGCUUUCGCAAUCAUUUGCAUCAAUUACAAAGAAAUGCCGGUACUCUAAAUGGCAACAGUGCUACGGAUCAACAUCAUCAUACCGGACCGACAAAUCAUAAUACUAAUAGCGUAAGCAGCAAUGCGACUACAAUUUCUCCACCGAUGAUGACUUCAAAUACAGCGACCAGCUCUACAAAUUCAACUGUUAAUAAUGGUAGUGCAACGUCGCAAUUGCCUCAUCAAGCUCCAAUUAUAACCUCAACAGCGACAACGUCGCUGCAUCAUCACACUGACUCCAGCAAUCAUGAUUUUGAUUCGUCACGUGAACCUAUGCUGCACACGGACACAUCUAAUAUGCAUUCUCCUCCGCCGCGUAGCACUUUGCUUACACUUCAUAGUCAUCAGCAUCUUAGUCAUCAUCACGAUAAUCUUCUGCAAGGACGUUUGCGAAAUUUUUCCGAAUCUUCGCACGAUGUUGAACAUAACAAUAAUUAUAAAUAUAAAAAUCAUAUUAAAGAACGUUUCAAUCAUGAACUGCACGAUGAGGAGACCUCUAGUGAACACUGCCCUGCCCCACCAUUACUGCAAAGUGACCAUUCGCAUGCGCAUUCCGAACAUUCUAAAGAUGGUACAGAGCCUGAAAUUGCACCGAUUAUAGCGAAAAAACGUAAACUGGCUGAGGCAGCCAAUAAUCAUAAUGAAGCAACAAUGGACGAAAGUAAUUUGAGGAUAGCAAGUAAAGGCGGAUGCACAAACAAUGCCGUUUUGUUGACUAAUAUUGGGCGCGAGGAGAAACCGUUUGCUGCUUUUAGUGAAAUAAAAACCGAAACUAUACCUGCUGGAUUUUUGACGAACAAUAAAGGUCACUUGAAUGCGCCCACAAGUACGACCACACCACUGCCUACACGCAGUUUUGCGGUGCCAAUAUUUGCCCUACAUAGUCAAGGAACCUAUUAUGUGCCACUUAAUGUGGACUAUAAUGUAUUGGUGCCAUUCCUGAACGGGGUUGAUCUCCUCGAAAAGAAUUAUGCCACCAUGCCAGUGGUGCAUCCUAUCAAUAUUAAUGUCAACUUUGUACCCACCUCCUCCUCCUCCACGUCGCUAUUAGCGGCUGCGGCUGCAGCUGCUGCCGUUGCUGCUGGUAAACAGCAGCCGCCGCUUAAUACAGCCAAAGGAAAACUUGAAGCAAUUACUAAUUCUAACGGCUGGUAAACUCAAUUCUUCCCGCUUAGCGAUCUGCUGACAGAUCGGAAGAUAUGGAACACUUACGGUAUUAUCAGUAACCUACUCUAAUAUGUGAACACAUUUAUAUAAACUUACUCAACACAUACACACACACACACUAAAAAAAAUAAAU